Closterium sp. NIES-65 is the source of this 1470-nucleotide messenger RNA. The record is from the annotation of a GenBank genome assembly. NCBI's taxonomy places the organism in Eukaryota, Viridiplantae, Streptophyta, Zygnematophyceae, Desmidiales, Closteriaceae.
AUGGCAGCAGCGGCCCUCACCACUUGCUCUCCUUCCCUCCCGCACUGCUCUUGUCCCCUCCACUCAUUCCCCUCCCCCCAUUCCCCUCCUUCCAUUCCCCUCCCUCCUUGCCCACACGGCGCAGACCUCAAGUCAAUGGCAGCAGCGGCCCUCACCAGUUGCCACCUGCACCACCCGCCCUCCUCUGCUUCCCAUUCUCCACGCAUUCUCUGCCUGGGGCUAGGAGGGGGCAGUCUGCCCCUCUUCCUCGCUCACGCUCUGCCCUUCUGCCUCUCUUCCUCGCUCAUGCUUUACCCUGGGGCAGUCCGCCUCUCUGCCUCGCUCACGCUUUACCCUGGGGCAGUCCGCCUCUCUGCCUCGCUCACGCUUUACCCUGUGAGUCCCACCCACCCACCUGCUACUUCCCAUCCCUUGCACGAGGGAAGUGGCACAGAACUUGACCAUUUCCACUUGCGCACUCUCUGCCUCGGGCUGGGAGGGGGCAGUCUGCCUCUCUGCCUCGCUCAUGCUUUACCCUCCGCCCACGUUGAUGCAGUGGAGAUCGAUCCAGCAGUCAUAGCGGCAGCCAUGCGGCACAUGGGCUUCCCAGAAUGGGCCAUGAGAACCAAGACAAAACCAUUUUCUGGAUCAAAAGCAGAGGGAGAGACAGAGGCCCUAGCACUGGGUGGAAUGCCGCUACCAGAGGACCAAGCAGCUGCCGCAGCAGCAGCAGAGCGGGUAUUAUGGCAGGGUUUGUACGGAAGGGUGGCAGUUUAUAACGAGGAUGCAGUGAGCUUCGUUUUGAGGGCUGCAGAGAGGAUUGGGAGAGGAGGGGGGGAUGGGGAGAGUGGUAGGCGGGGGGAGGGGGAGAGAGCAGAUGCAGGAGAUAGGGAGGAGCAACAGGAGCCGUACGAUCUGGUGCUGGUGGAUGUGUUUGACGGCUCAGAUGAGACCCCGCCGGAGCUGCUGGAUAGGAACAGCCCGUUCUUGAGAGUCUUGGCUCAGGUGGUUCAUCCGAAGCACGGCACAGUGGUGGUAAGUGUGAUGAAUGUGCAUGCAGACGUGCCACCGCCAUCCCUGUGGGAGCGGGUGACGGGUCGAUUUGGGGACGGAUGGGCGGAUGAGACUCUUCCCUCCUCCCUCCCAUCGGCAUUGCCUUCACUCCCAGGGCAACAUGACCCUGGUAGCGCAGCGAGGGGUGGUGCUGGGGGAAAUGGCGCGAGAGAGGGAGAGCGGUUAUCACCCGAAACCCACACAGCCCGGCAGAGUGGCAUAGGCUUCACAACAACAACCCCCUCCCAGGGCAAUAUGACCCUGGUAGUGCAGCGCGGGGUGGUGCUGGAGGGAGGUGGUGGGAACAGACAGGCAGAGCUAGAAGGGCGGUUGAAGGAGGGAGCAGCAGCGGUGGAGGAGGAGGGGGCUGUACCCUUUACAGUGGCACCCAGGGUUGUUAGAGGGCUCAAGGUGCUUCCUGUGGAGUGGUGCUGUUGA